Molecule: messenger RNA, 3072 nt
Organism: Symbiodinium sp. CCMP2456
Lineage: Eukaryota; Dinophyceae; Suessiales; Symbiodiniaceae
Source: the annotation of a GenBank genome assembly
GUGACGAAGGUGAAAUUUUGGAUGGGGCACUUCGGGUCCAGCACGCCGAAGAGACACUACAUGUAUUCCAACAGCUUGCAGAUUCAUCUCUUGAACAAAGGAAAGUUGUCCCUUGCCCGCUACACAAACAACAACAAGACCGCGAAGUACUUUGUUGACAAGAACAACGUGAAGAGGUUUACGGGUACAAAGUACCUUCGUGGAACCGAGCGGUACCCAGUGGCAUUCGCAAACGAGAUGGUCCGUAUCUGCGAGAUCCUGAAGGCCGAUGACGAUGUGGACAAGGAUGAGCUGGACGAUGCUUCUCCUGGGGAGAUCCUGGCCCUCCUACAGGGAGUUAUGUGCAUCAAGGAUGACCCGUAUCAACAGGUGGAGGAAGCAACCCACAGAGCGGCUGCUGAGAGCAGCCAAAGCCAGGACGAGUGGAAGACCGGUAACAAGACCCAGAUAGCCCGCACCCUACAGGACGCCAACUUUGACCGAGCAAACUUUAUCAGCCGCAUGGAGAUCACGAUCAAGCGCAAGAAUGAGAAGGAGGUCUUUGUGGACGAGGGUUGGUACAGUAAGCAGGAAAUGAUGACGGAUCUUGGUUGGCAGAACAUGUAUGACAAGGAGUGGGAGUACUGGGUGAAAGUUCGUGAACACGGCAAGCGACGACAAGCUAUGUCGUACGAGGAAAACUUCAAGAAACUGAAGGAGGGCGACGACAUUCCUGAUGACCUGGGUGCCAUCGAGAAGAAUCUCAACAACUUCGAUAUGGACUUGGACCCCGUGCGCGAACCCUUGUCAGAUGCGCCGCCGGACCCCUCAGCCCACAAGUUUGCCCAGUCCAAAGAAACUCUGGAGAAGUUCACCAACUCCGUCAUGACAAAGAUCGGCAAACUACGAUCGCUUGUGAAAGAUCUUAAGACCAACUACAAAAACAGCGUGGAUGCCCAACAGGCAGUCAGCAGCCUCGAGACUGCUGUCAAGGCUGCGGAGACACAGUACGAUGCUCUCAAUGAACUCAAGACCCAAGUGGGCAUGCUCGGAAUGAACAACGAGCUGCAUGGCAAGGUGGAGGAAAAAAUGAAGCAGUCCACGCUGGUGUGCAGUCGUGCGGCAGCUACCGAAGCGAAGAUUCGGACGGCCCGGCGAAGCUUUCAGAAGUCUGCGACUGCGGAUGAGAAGCAGAAGCCGAACAACAGCGGCAAAACCAAGUCCCCGAAGAAUGACAGUGAGAAACCCGCUGCAAAGAAGGGUGGCAGUGGCAAUCGGCACUGCCUUCUGAUGUGCAAUUCAGAUUUCUGUGAAUCCGUCCAACAUGCCAAGAUGCAGCGGGGCUCCACUGCUGCUAGCCAUACAGUACGUGGGCUCAGCAGCGACAUUGGCGAGGGGGCUCGUUCUUCAGCACAACAUCAGAGCAUCAAGAGCAUUGAGCACAACUCUUCUUUGGGUAAAGACCGCAAUCUUCGCGAUCAGUUGGAUGCAUCACUGAGAUUCGCUGAAAUUCACAAGCGAUGCCUUGAGAUUCAGUGCAUUUCCUUCAAUUUGCCACCGAUGGGUUCUACUGCCGGCAAGGUUUUGAAGCAUGCAACAACCGAGGUGGAAAGACUUUUCAAAGCGCAGGAACCGCUGAUCUUCAAGCUGGGUUACACUCAUAACCCGGCAUUUCGGUGGUCCAAUGCCAUAUACGGGUACAAGAACGAUCGUGCUCGAUGGUCGAAUAUGAUGGUUCUGUUCGUUUCUCCGGAACCAUGUGGACCUGCGAUGCUCGAAGCUUGCCUAAUCGACAAAUUCGUCAGUCGACAAGGAUGUCGAAACGUCAAGUCUGGUGGUGACACGGUGCAAGCUUCCUCGCUCGACUCAGAAGAUCGCUUCAUGACAUACAUAGUGUACAGAGUUUUGUACAGUAAGAAGUUUCACGACUGCGUUUCGAGCAAGGCCUCUGCCACAUCGGCAAUCCGGACUGCGAGAAACGUGGUCAAGGACGUUGGUUUGGAGAAGGCUCGUGGCAUAGGCGGCUUGCUUCCGCUAGCGCGAAUUUCGCAAACUCAUAGCGAAAAGGGAGCGCAUUCUUUGCUUUCGAAGAAGCUCGGCCUCGCUUUACAGAUUCCUUUGUCAGAGACACCAUGCGAACAAGCAGAUGGAGAGCCGCCGAACCGAUUUCAAAGGAUUAGUAUGGUGGACUGGGCCCGCUAUUUUUCCAAGCAUGGUCACUGGCACAUUUUAGCUGGCUUGCGCAAACCUGACGAAGCUCGCGAGGGGAGGAUCUGGAAAACCUGGUGGGAGCGGUAUCGACUCUACGAGCCUUCACACCCGAUUUUUCAAGCUGCUGACGCGAACAAAAUAGAUCUAAGCAAGACCAUCAGGGUCCUUCUUCACGGGGACGAGGGCCGCGGCCGCCGCCGCGCAGCAUUUUUUAUCUUGAGUUUUCAUUCAAUCUUGGGAAGAGGCACACUUCAGUCCUUGGGAAAGACAGACAAGGAGUUGCAUUCAUCUACCAAGAAGGUCCGGAAAUCGUACUUGAAGAUGAACUUGAACUUUGUCGGACAUUCGUACACGAAUCGAUUUGUCACCGCAGUACUUCCUCGAGCAGCUUAUGGUGAAAGCGACAAGCAUUUCUAUGACGCGUUGUCCGCGGCCUAUGAUGAUGCAAAAUAUUUGGAGACCGUGGGCGUGCAAAAUAGGCAAGGCGAUCGACGCUGGUUGUGCCUCCUGAAGACCGUAGGCGAUUGGCCUUUUUUGGCCAAGGCCGGGCGUUUGCAGAGAACAUAUGCUAGCAGUGUGAAGCAAGUCAACCAGGCAGAGUCGGGAAUCUGUCACCGCUGCGAAGCGGGGUUUCCCCAUGCUCCAUUUGAGCAGAUCGGAACAAGGCGGCCGGCAUGGUUGCGCACAGUCAACGCGUCGUCCCCUUUUUUAUUGGGUUCCUGGCCUCCAGCUGUUAGGCUUGUGGACAACACGGACCGCCUUGCCGAGCAUUUCGCAUUCGACUUGUUUCAUACAUUUCAUUUGGGAGCGGGCAAGGAAAUGUAUUGGCGAUCCUAUCAAAUUUGGAAAGCGGAAACGUGGAGCAAAGGUUUCAGCAGUUGA